This is a messenger RNA of Branchiostoma belcheri (Belcher's lancelet), 2583 nucleotides long. RefSeq names its product myc box-dependent-interacting protein 1-like. Gene Ontology annotation, cellular component: cytoplasm; plasma membrane. The coding region runs from base 46 to 2529 and encodes 827 amino acids. Lineage: Eukaryota; Metazoa; Chordata; Leptocardii; Amphioxiformes; Branchiostomatidae. The record is from RefSeq and is a predicted model, not a curated record. The transcript has 13 exons. Gene Ontology annotation, molecular function: protein binding; phospholipid binding.
UCCCAUGAUGCCCCGCGCGGACAGGUCCCAUCGGGAAGAGUCAAGAUGGCGGAAGGGGGCCGGGAAGCGAAAGGCGGGGUCUUCGCGAAGAGCAUCAAACGGGCCACGCGCGCCAAGGAAAGGUUCUUACAGAGUAUCGGCAAAGCGGAAAAGUCGGAAAAAGACGAGACGUUCGAAGAUUAUGUCGGCAAUUUCAACAACCAACAGGCAGCUGCAGUCAAACUCCAAAAGGAGCUGAAAAACUAUGCAAACAGUGUAAAAGCAAUGUCACUAGCCAGCAAAAACCUGAACGAUGCGUUGAGUGAAGCGUACGGCGACGAUUGGCCAGACAAGGAUGAGGUCCGUAAUGCCCAGGACAGUAUGGACCUGCUGUGGUCAGACUACCAGGAGAAGGUCACGCGAGAAGUCCUGUCACCGGUCAACACCUACCAGAGCCAGUUUCCUGAGGUCAAGCAAAGGAUAGCAAAGCGUGGGAGAAAGCUGGUGGACUACGACGCAGCCAAACACACGCUCACAGCAGCACAGCAGUCCAAGAAGAGAGACGAAGCAAAAUUACACAAGGCCCAGGACGAGUGUCAGAAGGCGAAGAAGGUUUACGACGACGUGAACAACGGGUUGAUGGAGGAACUUCCCGCGCUGCACGACAGCCGCAUCGGGUUCUACGUCUCCACGUUUCAGGCGCUCUUUUCUUCUGAACAACGCUUUCACACAGACAUGGGGCAGUUGAAGAGCAGAUUGGGAGACACGCUGGAAAAGCUUCAGCAGGAGGCAAACACUGGGAAGUUUGCCACCAAAAGGCUACCGAGGUCGCCCGGUCCUGCGUCUCCAUCAAUGGCGGAAGUUGUUGAAGCUGCGAUGAACAAACCGUCACUCCAGAACGACACAGACCAUCCUUACGAAUCGGUAGACUUACAUGGAGGGCUAAAGAACGGCGAGGUAGACGUCAACAUCGCGAAACCGAAACUUCCGAGCGGCGAAAUCGAAGGGCCAUCCGCCAAGGUACCCGGCAUGUCCGUCAAAGGCCCCUCCCUCACCACCCCCUCUUUCUCCGCCCCCUCGUUUAACCCCCCCUCCGUUAAAGCCCCCUCUGUUAAAUCACCAGCCGUGGAAGUUAACACCCCCUCUGUAGGAAUCGAAAAACCCAAACUGCCCAGUGGCUCCAUUAACGGCCCCGAUGUCGACAUUAAUGCCCCAGAUUUUUCGGUAAACGCUCCUUCCUUAAGUAAACCUGACUUGUCCCUUAAAGGUCCAAACGUUUCCGGCCCAGAUCUUAAGAUGCCGAAUCUUAAGGGUCCGGAUGUGGAUCUUAAAGGCCCGGAUGUCAAGAUGCCAGGACUUAAAGGGCCAAGUCUCUCGGCGAAGAUGCCUGACUUGUCUGGUCCGAGUCUUGAGGGUCCGCAAAUCAAGGGGGGCUUGAAAGGUCCCGAUGUCAAGGCCCCCGAGGUGGAUGUGAAUCUGCCUGGCGUCAAGGCCCCCGAUGUUUCCCUCGGUUCGCCUGAUGUGAAGGGCCCCAGUUUCAAGGCCCCAGAUCUCUCCACGAAAAUGCCUGAUAUCAAGGCCCCCAAUGUCAAGGCCCCAGACCUUUCCCUAAAAUCGCCCGAUAUCAAGGCCCCAGACCUUUCCCUCAAAUCGCCUGAUAUCAAGGGCCCUAAUAUCAAGGCCCCAGAUGUUUCCUUCAAUCCGCCUGAUAUCAAGGGCCCUAAUAUUAAGGGUCCAGACAUUUCUCUCCCAAAAAGUCCAGAUAUUUCCCUUCCAAAAGGUCCAGACAUUUCUCUCCCAAAAGUUAAGGGUCCGGAUAUUUCCCUACCAAAUGUUAAAGGUCCGGAUAUUUCCCUACCAAAAGGCCCAGACCUCUCUGUUAAGGGUCCUGAAGCGAAACUCCCCGACGUGAGUCUGAAAGCCGACGCUCCGAGUGCUUCCAUCAACGGGCCAAACGUGUCCUUAAAUGGCCCCGACAUGAAGGCGCCGACCGCCGAAGAACCCUCGCUUCUUGAGGAAAUCAGCGCGAACAUCCCCGGGUGGUCUUCGGUACAAGUCGGAGAACCGGAAGUCAAGGCGAGCGUUCCGGACGCCAAACUCUCGGCCAAGGGGCCAUCGCUGUCGGCGGAAAUACCGGAGGAGCCGCCGUACGCGACGGUUAACAAAGCACGCAAGAUGGCGGCGGGGAUCGAUGUUCCUGAGGCAGAAGUAGAAGCGACCGUCGACCCGGGGAAGGUGGAACUAAACGCAAACGUCACGCCGAACGCUGACGUCACACCGGCCGCUGAGGAAGCACCAGACAGAACUCCCAGCCCCACGGAAAACAACAAACCUGCAAUGCCAGAUGACACCUUGUACUCCGUGAUCACGACUCACAGCUACACCCGCUGUGACUCAGACGAGUUGUCGUUCCAGACAGGAGAAACCAUCCACAUCAUUCCUUUUGAGGAUCCAGACGAUGCUGACGAGGGUUGGUUGAUGGGAGUGAAGGAGUCGGACAGUUCAAAAGGUCUGCUGCCGGAAAACCACACAAAACGGAUACAGACUUAAGCAGCAGCGAACAGGCAACGUUUUUACUUAAACUGAAAAUUCAACAAAAAAAAA